UUAUCGUCUCUUCACCAUGGCUUCCUUAUUCCAGAACUUUCGUUCUAAUGGCAACGGAAGUGGUAUGAGAACUGUUAGAGGGUUCAAAAGAAUUAAUCAGAACCAACAGCAAUCUAAUUAUAACAGUGGCAGUAAUACUGCCAAUAACACUGGAAAUAAUCCUGCUAAUAACAAUAAUGCCUAUGCUACAACUAAGCAGGUGAAUAAGAAUGCUACCAGCUCACAAGCAUUAAAUAGCAAUAUUCCCAACAAUACAAAUGGUUCAGCCAUUACAUCUCAUAAAGAUAUCAGAAAUUUUGCUGAAGCCACACUCGGAUCAGGAUCAGUAUUGGCUCAAGCAGUUAAGUUACCCAAAGACGAGGAUCUUAACGAGUGGUUAGCAGUUCAUGUGGUUGAUUUUUAUAAUCAAAUUAAUAUGUUAUACAGCACAAUAACCGAGUUUUGUUCACCCAGAACAUGUCCCAGAAUGAUAGCAACGAAUGAAUAUGAAUAUUUAUGGCAAGAUUUGAACUUAAAAAAGCCUAUUCCAUUGCCUGCACCAAAUUACAUUGAAAACCUAAUGAAUUGGAUCCAGUCCUUUUUUGAUGAUGAUGAUAUCUUUCCUAGCAAUAUUAUAAAUGUUUCAAGUAAUAAUAGCAAUAAUAGCAGUAAUAACUAUAAUAAAAACCGUAAUAAUUCAAUUGAUUUAACUAAUUCUAAUAGCAAUAUUUUUGUUAAUAAAGAAUUUCCUCAACAGUUUUUAGCAUUAAUUAAGACAAUUAUGAAGAGAUUAUUUCGAAUUUAUGCACAUAUAUAUUGCCAUCAUUUUGAUGAAAUUACUGAAUUGGGAUUGCAAAAUCAUUUGAAUACAAGUUUAAAACAUUUUGUAUUAUUUUCAAAUGAGUUUAAUUUAAUAUCCAAAAAGGAUUAUGGUCCAUUACAUGAAUUAGUUAAUGUUAUGCUUCAAGAUAAUCAUUAAUAUAUACUAAAACGUAUGCCUUGAAUUUUUUAAUUUUACAUAUCUAAGUUAAUAUACAAUUGUUAAUUGCAAUCUUUAUUUUCAUUUUCAUUUUAAUUUUAAUAUUGAUAUUAAUUUGUCAGCAUGAAUUCAAUUAGAAAGUUAAUGUCAAUUCCAAAAAACUAAAAC
Ascoidea rubescens DSM 1968 is the source of this 1126-nucleotide messenger RNA. It is a transcript of the gene MOB1, whose product is annotated as Mob1p. The transcript has 2 exons. Gene Ontology annotation, biological process: signal transduction; cell division; positive regulation of protein phosphorylation. Gene Ontology annotation, cellular component: cytoplasm; nucleus. The coding region runs from base 17 to 958 and encodes 313 amino acids. Gene Ontology annotation, molecular function: protein kinase activator activity. Lineage: Eukaryota; Fungi; Ascomycota; Saccharomycetes; Ascoideales; Ascoideaceae. The record is from RefSeq and is a predicted model, not a curated record.